CGACAAGAAAGAGACAUUACUAGUAUUAGUAUUAACUGAUACUAUAUCCCUAAAUAACAGCGAAUUAGUUGGUACUUACAUGGAAAAUAUCUCACAAUUCAUAAAAUCCUGUUGUUAUCAUAAGGUAAAGCAAAUUCUCUAACUUAAAUUAAACUAAUUGGUUUUCUUUUGCAGACCUUAGCUCAAGAUUACCCACUCAUUUUAACACCGUCAUCAUGCGAAUAUCAAACCUUACUAUCCUUGGGAGAUGUCUUGGAUCACUGCGUCCUGACUAAUAUCGUCUCUUUCUUUCAGAAUGGUACCGCCUCUGAACUAGUGCUACUCCGAUUCGGUCUGUAUGUGCUCAACUCACUCUGUGAACCAUCCUCAUCACAGUAUUGGACUCCGAAAUUUAUGCUGAAGUCCAAUCCACCCGCUUUUCUUUAUUGUUUACCUGAAAUAUACCUUGUCAAUUUCACGAAGCUUUUAUCACUUCGAUCAUUUCAUGGCACUGGACCAACGUUGUUGCGACUUCAAGAUUGGGAAUCUGUCCUCAACUGCAUUAAUCUAUUGUCACGUAUUAUUUCCUAUGCCUUACAAACUAGAACGGGUCAAUUUCCUUUAUUGACCCAAUUCUUUGAGGAGACGCUACGAACAUUUGACUGGAAAAGUCAGUUGCUUUGGUACAACAUUGCACGCGAUUUGACCAGGUGUACCUUAACAGUACCCAAAUGUUUCUUUCAGAUUACAGGAGCAUUAGAUGAUUUAUUUAUUUGCGACGAAGAUACAGAUGCGGCACAAGAGAGCGAAGGAUGGCACGAAAUUUUUAUGGCAUGUAAACUAUCCACAAAAUUGUCAGACGAGCUAUUCAUGCAUGCAGAACAAUGGACCUACAAUUUAUUGUUAUUAUGGAACCAUCCCUACGAAGACACAAUUAUAAAAUCAUCACUAUUCUAUGCUUUACAUCCAUCGACCUCAUUGUCUGUUUCUCUGGAGUAUCCAAAUUUGAUUCUUAAUUUUUUAGGAAAACUAUAUGAUUCGUAUGCAGGUGUACAUGAAGUGAUCAGAGAAUUCAAUGGAUACGAGCAACAAGAUAUGAUACCUAUUAUUCAAGAUUUGUCUGAUUAUGGAACAAGACAAUAUUUCAUCAUCCUGUACAUCACAUUGUUACUAAAAAACAACAUGACAAAAACUGAGGGUCGCGACGAAAAACAAGACGAUUACUACGUAGCAUGUUUGAUCAAAGUGUUGCAGGGUAUGGAAAAUUGGGGAGACAUCAGCCCGCCACCUCUUUCGUACAGUAAUCUCAAGACAAGAAUUAUAAAAAGCGGUCUCAUAAGAAAGAUACAUCAGGAAACCUCAGAAGAUCCUUCACCAGGGAAUAUGACGGGGGCAAAUGUACCCACGGAGCCUAAAGUGGUACACUAUCCUCUUUUGGAUACACCUGAAUUCAAAUCUCAAAGGGCUUUAUCUAUUAUAUGCUUCUACCACUUAUGCUCAUUAUUUAAAGAUCAUGAAAUAAGUAUUACCCAAAAGCAGGCACUUGAGAGGCUAAUAAUACUGAUAAUGGAAGGAUUUAUCGAUACGUCCAGCCGACAAGAAUUCCACAGAAUGCUGGCACAGCAACCUAAAAAAAGAAUUACGACUUGGAGAAAGAAGAAGUGUGAGUAUAAGUUUGUGAUGACAAUGAGACCAGCAGUAACAUCAGCCGAAGAGAAGCUCCUGAGACCCGUUAUUGUAGAAACUAUUCCAAACCACAAGAGGAUCAUACAAGCAUUAAAAUUGUCCCCCAAAAAUCACAACACCAAGUCUACGAAACCAAAUUAUUUGUAUUUUAAUAAUUAAAAAUGCACAAAUUCGAUUUUUUAGCAAUAAAAAAAGAGCCUUGACUAUUUUUCCCAUGGGUCCAAAAC
Molecule: messenger RNA, 1892 nt
Organism: Mucor mucedo
Lineage: Eukaryota; Fungi; Mucoromycota; Mucoromycetes; Mucorales; Mucoraceae
Exons: 5
Coding region: 394-1824 (476 amino acids)
Source: RefSeq, a predicted model, not a curated record